Heterobasidion irregulare TC 32-1 is the source of this 1068-nucleotide messenger RNA. RefSeq lists its product as uncharacterized. The transcript has 6 exons. Gene Ontology annotation, biological process: RNA splicing; generation of catalytic spliceosome for second transesterification step. Gene Ontology annotation, cellular component: U4/U6 x U5 tri-snRNP complex; U2-type post-spliceosomal complex; U5 snRNP. The record is from RefSeq and is a predicted model, not a curated record. The coding region runs from base 1 to 1068 and encodes 355 amino acids. NCBI's taxonomy places the organism in Eukaryota, Fungi, Basidiomycota, Agaricomycetes, Russulales, Bondarzewiaceae.
AUGGACGCUCUCAAAGCUGCUAUUCAGACCAAACGCAAGGCACUCGACGAGAUGCCGUCAAAGCCCAGUAAAUACAUGCGCAGGGGCGAUAUUGAACGGUUGAAAGAGGAAGAGGAACGCAAAGCGCGGGAGGCAGAACGCCUUGCAAAAGAGGAGGCAGAACGCAAUACUCCCAAAGCCAAAACCCCCGCCUCCCGCUCCCAGACCUCUUCUCCGCAUCCCAGUGCAUCCCGUUUGACCGCUUCACCUCCACCUGACGCUUCCACGUUGGAGGCCAUCACGACGACAUUUAACAUCUCCAACGACGAGACAGUUCGUCGUCUCCGCGCCAAGGGCCAGCCUGUCCGCUUGUUCGGUGAGUCGGACAAGGAGCGCCGCCUGCGACUCCGCGCCCUUGAGCUCAUCGAGGAAAAGGGACACGACCGUGCGGGUGGACAAAACGACUUUCGCAAGGCGCUUGAGGACGUCGAGAGCGCAGAGCGAGAGCUGAAAGACCGAACCUCUGCCUCCGAUGCAGGAAAGGGGAAGAAGAAGGGCGACGCAGAAGGUGAGGGAGGUGUGUUGGAUCUGGGACUUAUCAAGACCGACCCGGACAAGCUGUAUCCUAUAAUCUAUUUUGCUCUCAAACGAACGUUGAAGGAGUGGGAGGAGAGCUUAGCUGAACGACCAGAACACAUCAAACGCUCCACGCAGGGGAAGUUGGCGGCGGCAACGCAGGUCCAAUCAGCAGAGUAUCUCAAACCGUUGUUCAAAAUCAUCCGUUCACGAUCUCUCCCAUCAGAUGUCCUCGCACGCAUAGCAGAGAUUGUGCACCACAUGCAGAAGAGGCAGUAUCAACGCGCGAACGACUCGUACCUGCGCCUUUCCAUCGGCAAUGCUCCCUGGCCUAUCGGUGUAACCAUGGUUGGCAUCCAUGAGCGGUCAGCUCGCGAAAAAAUUUCUUCAGACCAGGUCGCACACGUGUUGAACGACGAAGUUAGUCGAAAGUACAUACAAAGCCUUAAGCGGCUGCUCACGUUCUCACAGACAAAGUAUCCUCCCGAAGACGUAUCGCAGCUCAUGGGGUAG